Molecule: messenger RNA, 579 nt
Organism: Cyprinodon variegatus (sheepshead minnow)
Lineage: Eukaryota; Metazoa; Chordata; Actinopteri; Cyprinodontiformes; Cyprinodontidae
Product: type-2 ice-structuring protein-like
Exons: 7
Coding region: 1-579 (192 amino acids)
Molecular function (GO): signaling receptor activity
Source: RefSeq, a predicted model, not a curated record
AUGAAGAUCCUGAGUUUGCUCGCUUUUCUUUGUGCCUUAUUAGCUUUGAGUAAAGCUGCUGCUUUUCCAGGUCCUACAGAUGAGGUUGAGAGGGAUGAAUCUCUCACAGAAGAACCAGUCUUUGAUUCUGUGACUGAAGAAAUGUAUUUGAAAGCUCUAAAUGGAACAGCCCAUCGUUCUGGAUCCUGUUCUCCUGGAUGGACCCGGCUCAGGGGUCGUUGCUACCAUGUCUUUCCAAUUCUCUCCACGUGGUUUAAAGCUCAGAAAAACUGCAGGUCCAUAGGAGCCCAUCUCGCAUCAGUUCAUGACUUUGACAUGAAUUAUCAGCUCCUAAAGCUGAUAACAGCUGCAGGUCAGAGCCGCAGGGAAGUGUGGAUCGGAGGCUCUGAUUUACACAGGGAAGGUCGUUGGACCUGGGUGGAUGGAACCCAUUUUGGCUACACAAACUGGUGUCGAUGGGAGCCCAAUAACUUCUUUAAUAAUCAGCACUGUUUGGAGAUGAACUACAGCCGUUCAAAAUGCUGGGAUGAUAACAACUGUUACUAUGAAAUACCAUUUAUCUGUGCCAGAAACUACUAA